CGGGCUUAUUCAUUUCAGAUGGCCAGAGGUAAUAACAGUAAGAGAGUUGGAAGGCACCUUGGAGGUCAUUUAGUCCAACCCCCUGCUAAACGCAGGAGUCCUGUACUAGGGAUUCGAACCGCCGAACUGCCAAGCUUUCUGAUCGACAAGCUGAUUAGCCACUGAGCCACCUAGUGUGUGUCAGCUGGAGCACGUGCCACCUUGCCAAAGAAAUAUUGGAAGAAACUCCGUGGGUUUGGGAGGAGGUGAAGACGAGGAAGACUUUAUAUUCCGUUGAGUAAUUAUUAUGUUUUAUGGGCUCCGUUUCAUUGCAGGUUACAAUGGCAAUGACUGCGGCGACUCCGACGUCUUUUCCUAUGAGCAACCAUACCCGGGAGCGAGUCACGGUGGCCAAGCUUACGCUGGAGAACUUUUAUAGCAACCUCAUCCUGCAGCAUGAAGAAAGAGAAACCAGGCAGAAGAAACUUGAAGUAGCCAUGGAGAAAGAAGGCUUAGCAGACGAAGAGAAAAAGCUUCGGCGAUCUCAACACGCCCGCAAAGAGACUGAAUUUUUAAGGCUGAAGAGGACGAGGCUGGGCCUGGAUGACUUUGAAUCUCUGAAGGUGAUCGGAAGAGGGGCCUUUGGCGAGGUCCGAUUAGUUCAGAAAAAAGAUACGGGUCAUAUUUACGCCAUGAAGAUAUUGAGAAAAGCCGACAUGCUGGAAAAAGAGCAAGUGGCUCAUAUACGAGCAGAAAGGGACAUCCUCGUUGAAGCCGAUGGCGCCUGGGUCGUGAAAAUGUUUUACAGUUUUCAGGACAAACGCAACCUUUACCUGAUUAUGGAGUUUCUUCCAGGAGGUGAUAUGAUGACUUUGCUCAUGAAGAAGGAUACGCUGUCCGAGGAGGAAACACAGUUUUAUAUCUCAGAAACCGUGCUCGCUAUCGACGCCAUUCACCAACUGGGGUUUAUUCACAGAGAUAUCAAACCUGAUAAUCUUCUGCUAGACGCAAAGGGCCAUGUAAAACUCUCUGAUUUUGGGCUAUGCACAGGUUUAAAGAAAGCUCACCGAACUGAAUUCUACCGAAACCUUACGCACAAUCCACCGAGUGACUUCUCCUUCCAGAACAUGAACUCCAAAAGGAAAGCAGAAACGUGGAAGAAGAACAGGCGACAAUUGGCCUAUUCUACUGUCGGGACUCCGGACUACAUCGCACCGGAGGUUUUCAUGCAAACCGGUUACAACAAACUCUGUGAUUGGUGGUCUUUGGGAGUCAUCAUGUACGAAAUGCUAAUAGGAUAUCCCCCUUUUUGUUCGGAAACACCCCAAGAAACGUAUAGAAAAAUUAUGAACUGGAAAGAAACGUUGGUAUUUCCACCGGAAGUGCCCAUUUCCGAAAAAGCAAAGGACCUCAUUUUAAAAUUUUGCACUGAUGCUGAAAACAGAGUCGGCAGCAACGGAAUAGAAGAAAUUAAGAGCCACGCAUUUUUCGAAGGGGUGGAUUGGGCCCACAUCAGAGAAAGGCCAGCGGCGAUCACUAUAGAAAUCAAAAGUAUAGACGACACCUCCAAUUUCGACGAGUUCCCUGAAUCUGAUAUUUUACAACCAGGUGCAUUUUUUUUGCGUUCUGUGCCGAAUACCCCGAUACCCCGAACGGAUUUCAAGUCCACCAAAGAUUGGGUUUUCCUGAAUUACACCUACAAGAGAUUCGAAGGGCUGACUCAAAGGGGCUCCAUCCCUUCGUACAUGAAGGCCGGGAAGUUGUGAGAGACGCAGGGGCCAGGAAGCGUAAGAACUCAGGUACCCCGCCCAUCUCCGCUCGAUCUCCACCCUCUUCCGACGUUCCCGCAGACCGGCGCCCGCGGACUCGGGGCUCCCCCCACCUCCUCCUCCCCCAAAAAUUAAGGAAUUCUACCGGAUUAGAAUUUUCUGAGACUACUACGGACAAUUAGUUGGCAGUGCCAGCUGGCGGCUUCUAUCAAUAGUGAAUUAUUUUUGUUAAACUUUAUUACAACAGAGGUACUGAAAAUUGAAAGAAAAAAAAAAGAGAGUGAGAGGGAGAGAGAAAAAGAAGAAGAAGCAGCAACCGACAUUUCCUCUUUGUAUCUGCACUGCCGAAAUGUACGUUAUAAUGAAUCAAUUCGGGGUCACUUGGUUUAUGGUUGGAACUACGUGUCGGGCCGCUCAGGUGUUCAAAAGGUGGUGUCUGUGUUAAGAGGCAACCUUGUCCUCAAAGAUAAAAGGUAUUUUACCUGGGCAGGUUUUUAAGGUAGAAAGGACAGGUAAUCCUCGACUUACAACGGUUUGUUUCGAAGCUGCGAUGGCGCUGAAAAAAGUGACUUACGGCCAGGAGUGGGAUUCAAAAAUUUUAGCAACCGGUUCUCUGCCUAGUUGCUGGGUGGGCGUGGCCAUAAUGGGCGUGGCCUACCCGGCCUCCUGCAUCAUGGGAAGGGGGCGUAUUCGUCCUCCCCAAGUUCUGGAGGCUUUUCUCGAGCCUCUGGGAGGGCGAAAACAACCUCCCUGGGGCUCCGGAGGACCUCCCACUUCUGGGAGGCCCGUUUUUCGCCCUCCCAGAGCCUCCGCGCACCUGUCAUCCAAAACGGGCCACAUGGAGACUCCUGGGAGGGACGAGGUGGGGUGGACAGGGCCAGCCAAUCCUUGCAACUGCCAGUUUGGUGAACCGGAUGUAAAAUUAGCAUCUGAUUCACCUGAACCGGCUGAAUCCCAUCCCUGCUUACGGCCUUUUUUCCCCACACUUAUGUCCGUUCCAGCCGCCCCGGGAUCAAAAUUCAGCCGUUUGCCAACUGACUCAUAUUUGUGACGGACACAGCGUUCAUGUGAUCCCCUCUUGCGACCUUCCAAACCAGCAAAGUCAACGGGGAAAGCUGGAUUCACUUAACAACCGUGUGACUGGCUUAACGCCUGCGGCGAUUCGCUUAACAACCGUGGCUAGAAAGGUCGCAAAAGGGUUGACAAGUGAACCAAAGUCACAGAAGUUUUGGGCCCCCGUUUGCAGUCGUAAGUCGAGGACUACCUGUAUGAAAAACGCAAAGACCGGGGGGGGGGGGGGAAAGCCACGUGCGAUAACGCGGUUCCUUACGGAGGAAGGACGGUGAACGUUAGAAGCCGGGGUAAAGUUAUUUAAACUAGCUAUUUUUUAAAUAGGGUUUUUUUGCCACGCUCGCUGGCUUUCUCUCUAGCUCAGGGCUCCUUAGUCUUAACACUAAAGAGAAGUGACUCCUUCAGAUUGUAAUUCAUAGUCAAACUGGUUUGGAACUGGAUUCAACCCUAAGGUGCGCCUUUAGCUGUUUUCACGCCACUUUUAUCAAAUAAAAGCGAGUGGCAGCUUUCAUCUCAAAUCGCCGGUAAAACAUGUUAAGGCGGGGAAAAAAAUAAAUUAAUUAAUAAUACAUCCGGCAUCAA
Messenger RNA from Pantherophis guttatus, 3401 nucleotides. The record is from RefSeq and is a predicted model, not a curated record. Lineage: Eukaryota; Metazoa; Chordata; Lepidosauria; Squamata; Colubridae.